This is a messenger RNA of Closterium sp. Naga37s-1, 1491 nucleotides long. The record is from the annotation of a GenBank genome assembly. NCBI's taxonomy places the organism in Eukaryota, Viridiplantae, Streptophyta, Zygnematophyceae, Desmidiales, Closteriaceae.
AUGGGGCUGCAGAUGCGCGUGCAGAGGGCAGCAGGGCGCACGGGGCGCACAGGGCAGCAGGGCGCGCGGGGCGCGCAGGACAACAGGGCGCGCGUGGCACGCAGUGCUGCAGGGCGCGCGGGGCGCGCAGGGCAGCAGGGCAGCAGGACGCGCGGGGCACGCAGGACAGCAGGGCGUGCGGGGCGCGCAGGGCUGCAGGGUGCGCGUGGCGCGCAGGGCUGCAGGGCGCGCAGGGCAGCAGGACAGCAGGGCGCGCGUGGCGCGCAAUGCUGCAGGGCGCGCGGGGCGCACAGGGCAGCAGGAAGGGGGUGCAAGGGGCACUCACGAGGGAGUGCAAGGGGCACUCACAAGGGGGUGCAAGGGGCACUCACGAGGGGGUGCGAGGGGCACCCACAAGGAGGUGCGAGGGGCACUCACGAGGGGGUGCAAGGGGCACUCACGAGGGGGUGCGAGGGGCACCCACGAGGGGGUGCGAGGGGCACUCACGAGGGGGUGCAAGGGGCACUCACGAGGGGGUGCGAGGGGCACCCACGAGGGGGUGCGAGGGGCACUCACGAGGGGGUGCAAGAGGCACUCACGAGGGGGUGCGAGGGGCACCCACGAGGGGGUGCAAGGGGCACUCACGAGGGGGUGCAAGGGGCACUCACGAGGGGGUGCGAGGGGCACCUACGAGGGGGUGCGAGGGGCACUCACGAGGGGGUGCAAGGGGCACUCACGAGGGGGUGCAGAGGGCACUCACGAGGGGGUGCGAGGGGCACCUACGAGGGGGUGCGAUGGGCACCCACGACGGGGUGCAAGGGGCACUCACGAGGGGGUGCGAGGGGCACCCACAAGGGGGUGCGAGGGGCACUCACGAGGGGGUGCAAGAGGCACUCACGAGGGGGUGCAAAGGGCACUCACGAGGGGGUGCGAGGGGCACCCACGAGGGGGUGCAAGGGGCACUCACGAGGGGGUGCGAGGGGCACCCACGAGGGGGUGCGAGGGGCACUCACGAGGGGGUGCAAGAGGCACUCACGAGGGGGUGCAAGGGGCACUCAGAUACCCUCCUCCCACUGCUGCACCCGCAGCAGGGGGAUGGAGGAGAAGGUGGGGGGGGGGGGGGCUGGGACGGUCAGGGGGACGGAGGAGAAGGGGGGGGGGGGGGGGCAAGGGGGCGGUGCAGGGGCUGCGUGGGCGUCCGCAGGUCGUCGCACGAAAAACAUCCGCCACCCCCUCACACCCUCUCCCCCACUCCCCCCCAUAGCAGCAGGCGCAGAUCCCCUCCCCACCCACUGCUGCACCCGCAGCAGGGGGAUGGAGGAGAAGGGGGGGGGGGGGCGGGGGGGCUGGUGCUGCAGAUCCCCUCCCCCCCCACUGCUGCACCCGCAGCAGGGGGAUGGAGGAGAAGGGGGGGCGGGGGGGGCUGGUGCUGCAGAUCCCCCCCCCCCCCUUUGCUGCACCCGCAGCAGGGGGAUGGAGGAGAAAGGGGGGGCUGGGGGGGGGGCGGUGUAG